CUCGUCCACCGACUGAUGAUGCAAAUCGCCGUCUGCAAAAUACACGGGCAUCCAACGGCUGAGAAUCAAUCACAAAAGAUCACGUGUGCCGUCGAUCUACUUGACCACACAUCUGUGAAUGAAUCUAGCCCAGAAUACGACCAAAGGGCCACUCGAUCCUCGCCUAUAAACACGGCCCAUCCCGGAACACAACACCCCAUACUCGCAGAUCCAACACAACUUUCUCUCUCUAUAGAAAGCUCAACUCUUUCUCUCUCUACAAGCUUAAACAAAAUGGAGACUUUCUUAUUCACCUCUGAAUCUGUGAAUGAGGGACACCCGGACAAGCUGUGUGAUCAGAUCUCUGAUGCAGUGCUUGAUGCCUGCCUAGAGCAAGAUCCUGACAGCAAGGUUGCCUGCGAGACUUGCACCAAGACCAACAUGGUCAUGGUCUUUGGAGAGAUCACGACCAAGGCCAAUGUAGACUAUGAGAAAAUUGUGCGUGACACAUGCCGUGGGAUUGGAUUUGUUUCAGAUGAUGUGGGUUUAGAUGCUGACAAUUGCAAGGUCCUUGUCAACAUUGAGCAGCAGAGCCCUGAUAUUGCCCAAGGUGUCCAUGGUCAUCUCACAAAGUGGCCCGAGGAGAUUGGCGCUGGUGACCAGGGUCAUAUGUUUGGCUAUGCCACGGAUGAGACCACUGAACUGAUGCCUCUCAGCCAUGUUCUUGCAACCAAGCUUGGUGCCCGCCUAACUGAUGUCCGUAAGAACGGCACCUGCCCGUGGCUGAGACCGGAUGGUAAAACCCAAGUGACUGUUGAGUACCACAAUGACAAUGGUGCCAUGGUUCCAAUUCGUGUCCACACCGUCCUCAUUUCCACUCAACACGACGAGACUGUCACAAAUGAUGAGAUUGCUGCUGAUCUCAAACAGCAUGUCAUCAAGGAUGUUAUUCCUGAGAAGUACCUAGAUGAGAAGACCAUCUUCCAUCUCAACCCAUCCGGUCGCUUUGUCAUUGGUGGACCUCACGGUGAUGCUGGUCUAACUGGCCGCAAGAUCAUCAUCGAUACUUAUGGUGGGUGGGGUGCUCAUGGUGGUGGUGCCUUCUCAGGUAAAGACCCCACAAAGGUGGAUAGGAGCGGAGCUUACAUUGUCAGGCAGGCUGCAAAGAGCAUUGUAGCGAAUGGCCUUGCUCGGAGGUGCAUUGUCCAGGUUUCUUACGCCAUUGGUGUUCCGGAGCCAUUGUCUGUUUUCGUAGACACAUACAAGACUGGAGAGAUUCCCGACAAAGAGAUUCUCAAGAUUGUGAAGGAGAACUUCGAUUUUAGGCCCGGGAUGAUCGCCAUCAACCUCGAUCUCAAGAGGGGUGGGAAUGGCAGGUUCUUGAAGACUGCAGCCUAUGGGCAUUUUGGCAGGGAUGACCCCGACUUCACAUGGGAAAUUGUCAAGCCGCUCAAGUGGGACAAGGCUCAAGCUUAAAAUGCCAAUCUGGAUGUUAUCACUUCUGUCUCUCUACCCUUGGUUGCGCUUUAAUGUGUUUUUAUUUUUAUUUUUGGGUUCUAUUUUUUUUUAUUUUCUGAUUAAAGAAAAUUGAUAUAAUUUGUUUUUUGGCUUAAGGGGUGGUGAGGGUGAAGCCUUGAAGGGGAAGUGAAUAUUGUGAUUUGUCUCUAUAUGUCAUUCUUAAUGAGAGAGAAUAAUCCUCAUGAGAGUAAUGGGUUACCAUUUUGAUUGUUUACAAUGAAACAAUUGGGAAUGAUUUAAUUUUAAAAUUCCAAAUGGAGCUGUUCAUUUUCUCA
Cornus florida is the source of this 1772-nucleotide messenger RNA. RefSeq names its product S-adenosylmethionine synthase 5-like. The coding region runs from base 16 to 1455 and encodes 479 amino acids. Lineage: Eukaryota; Viridiplantae; Streptophyta; Magnoliopsida; Cornales; Cornaceae. Gene Ontology annotation, biological process: S-adenosylmethionine biosynthetic process. Gene Ontology annotation, cellular component: cytosol. The transcript has 2 exons. Gene Ontology annotation, molecular function: methionine adenosyltransferase activity; ATP binding. The record is from RefSeq and is a predicted model, not a curated record.